This is a messenger RNA of Salvia splendens (bonfire salvia), 1685 nucleotides long. Its product is annotated as transcription factor CYCLOIDEA. The record is from RefSeq and is a predicted model, not a curated record. Gene Ontology annotation, cellular component: nucleus. Lineage: Eukaryota; Viridiplantae; Streptophyta; Magnoliopsida; Lamiales; Lamiaceae. The transcript has a single exon. Bases 593 to 1531 code for a protein of 312 amino acids. Gene Ontology annotation, molecular function: sequence-specific DNA binding; DNA-binding transcription factor activity. Gene Ontology annotation, biological process: regulation of secondary shoot formation.
CUAAUAAUAUGGGUGUAGCAUUCAGUUUGGCCUUUUUUAUUCUUUUUUUUUCAUUAAUAGAAUCUUAUUCUUGGGUAUUAUGAUUCACAAAAAUUGCAAGAACCUUGGACUUGCAUUUGACAAAAUGAGAAAGGGGAACAAACUAAGUCUAACUAUAACCGGGUGCAAAAACAGUUAGGUUUUUCUUUCUAGAUACAUAUAAUAUAUAUACUAUACAUGGUCAAAUUAUAUCAUGUUUUGCUUAAUUUCCAAUCUAAUCUAUUACUACUACUUACGUGGGGCUAUUACAUGCCACUAUCGAUCCUUAAACUCAAAAUUAAACAAAAACAAGAGAUUUAAUCAUGCUAAAUCGACCCCACUUCCUCCAUCCCUACCUAUAGUCAUGUUAUGUUGCCAUCAUCUUCUAGAUUGUACUUGCAUCACUUUAGCCACGCUCUUGCCCUAACAUUCACUACUAAGUUGCAGCACCAGCACCAGCACCACCUCUCUCUCUCUCUCUAAUGAGUUUAUGCAUUCUUUCUCCAACAACAAAGUAAUGAAAAAAGGACACAAAAACAAGUAGUAGCUAGCAACGCCCAAGACACCCACAGCAAUGUUCCCAUUUGGAGAAAACCCCUCUUUCAAAAAGCCUCCUUUUCAGCUUUACGAUCAAAUUCAAAACCCUAUCAUCUCCAAACACGAUGAAUCCCCAUUCUUCUCCAACUUCCCCUCCCCAUUCUUCGACGAGCACGAGCUUCCCUUGCACCAAAUCCUCCCCAAACCCUCAAUCCCCACAACCCUACCAUCCUCUUCAUCAGAUCACCCUAAAAAAAUCACCAAAAAAGAGCCCAAACAGAAACAAGCCAUCGCGGCCGCCCCUCCAAGGAAGCGAACCGGGAAAAAAGACCGGCACAGCAAGAUCUGCACGGCGCAGGGGAUCCGAGACCGGAGAAUGAGGCUCUCCCUUCAAGUGGCAAGGAAAUUCUUCGAUCUCCAAGACAUGUUGGGGUACGACAAAGCGAGCAAGACCAUCGAGUGGCUCUUCACCAAAUCGAAGAAGGCCAUCAAGGAGCUGGCCAUGGAUGUUGGAGAGAGAGAAAACAAUGUUUCCAUCACAAUGAGCGAUGGAAAGACGGAAUCGUUCGUGUCGGAAUGCGAGGUAAUCUCCGAGAUCGAGGAGAACUGCUCGAACAACGGGGGAUUGGAGGAGAAAAAGGGACGGAAAACAGGAAACACGAGGGAGUCGAGGGAGAAGGCGAGGGAGAGGGCGCGGAGCAGAACAGAGGAGAAGAUGAUGGGGAAGCGCAUCGAAUCAAGCCUUAGCCUAGAGGAUUACGCCCCUUUCGUGCAGCAGCCGUCCGAUGCAGGAACAAUCGAGAAGCUUCUCGGGAAUUCAAGCUCUGCUGCUGCUGCUGUCUCUUGCUGCACCGAUCCCACUACCAGUUUCAUGGGAUUUCUCGAAAACUGGGACCUGGACAGACUAAAUUAUGCAGGUAAUCACAACUCAAUUUACUCAGCCACCACCCCGGAUUUUCCACUGUUUCAUCAAUAAUUUUGAGGGCUUUAUCUGUAAAAUAUUUAUGAUUCGGUUUGACUCUUUUGAAUCCCUAGCUUUUGAAUGUAAUAAUCCUUUGCCGAUAGGGUUAAAUAAAUAUAUGAAUUUAUUGCACUACCCUUAAUCAUAAUCCAAUUAUUUCAACUGGUUA